AUGGGCAUCUCUGUUAAAGAGAUUGGAAGUCUUCACGCAACACACAGCGAGCUCCUAUGUUGCCACUUCCAUUCACAAGGGAAGUUGUUGGCUGCUGCUGGAGACGAGGUUGUGAUUUGGGACUUGGAAAAUAAUGAUGUUAACACUGGAAAAGGUCAUGCUCAUCUCGUUACAGAUAUCCGUUUUACACCAAAUUCAAGGGUGUUUGCAACAUCUUCUUUUGACAGAACUGUGAUGAUAUGGGAUGCAGCCAAGCCAAGCAACCCUUUCCAAAAACUUGUGGGGCAUGCUGAUCAUGUGAUGUCCAUAGAUUUUCAUCCAUCAAAGGUGGGUCUUCUCAGUUCUUGUGAUAGCAACGACGAGAUUAGACUGUGGGAUGUCAAUGACGGUGAUUGCAAACUCAUUUUUAAGGGAGGUAGUAGACAGGUUAGAUUCCAACCUCGAUUUGGGAACCUUUUGGCAUGUUCUACCGGAAAUAUUAUAAAUAUAUUUGAUGUGGAGACUAACAGCGUCCAACUACAGUUACAGGGACAUGUCGGAGAUGUCCGUUCAAUCUGUUGGGAUAUGAGCGGGAAUUUCCUGGCAUCCGUGAGCGAGGAUAGUGCACGGAUAUGGUGUGUUAGCGGAAGAAAGUAUUUACAUGAACUGCGUUCUAGUGGCAAUAAGUUCCAGUCAUGCACUUUCCACCCUGACCGCGCUCAAAUCUUGGCGAUUGGUUCUCAUGAGUUACUGGAGCUGUGGAAUCCAAUGUACCAGAGCCACAGAACUUGGCCACACCAAGCACAUGGUGGUAUAAUUUCUUCAUUUGCAGAUUCACCUCCGACAGGAACCAUAGCCUCAGUGAGUCACGACCAGUAUAUCAAGAUAUGGCAGUGAUGCUUGUUUCUUCGUGGAUCAAGAUACAGCCAUCAAACUUGUUUCUUUCUCUUCUUAUUGGAGGAUUUUUAUAUGAUACCUUGGCCAUUUACAUAAUCAUAAAGAGAUGAUUCCUUAUUUAUAGGAAUCAGUUUAUUUGUCAUUAAUUGUUAUACAAUGGCAAUACUUCCAAAGAUCUUUUUAUACUAUAUUAGAAAGGUAUUUUCAA
This is a messenger RNA of Nicotiana tabacum (common tobacco), 1084 nucleotides long. The record is from RefSeq and is a predicted model, not a curated record. NCBI's taxonomy places the organism in Eukaryota, Viridiplantae, Streptophyta, Magnoliopsida, Solanales, Solanaceae.